Messenger RNA from Trichechus manatus latirostris (Florida manatee), 1000 nucleotides. It is a transcript of the gene CAVIN3, whose product is annotated as caveolae associated protein 3. The record is from RefSeq and is a predicted model, not a curated record. The transcript has 2 exons. Gene Ontology annotation, molecular function: protein kinase C binding. NCBI's taxonomy places the organism in Eukaryota, Metazoa, Chordata, Mammalia, Sirenia, Trichechidae. Bases 11 to 796 code for a protein of 261 amino acids. Gene Ontology annotation, cellular component: cytoplasm; caveola.
GUCGGGGAUCAUGGGGGAAAGUGCGUUGGAACCGGGGCCUGUGUCCGGUGUGCCAGCGGGGGGCCCCGUUCACGCCGUGACGGUGGUGACCCUGCUGGAGAAACUGGCCACCAUGCUGGAGGCACUGCGGGAGCGGCAGGGCGGCCUGGCUCGGAGGCAGGGCGGCCUGGCGGGCUCCGUGCACCGCAUCCAGAGCGGCCUGGGCGCGCUAAGCCGCAGCCACGACACCACCAGCAACAGGCUGGCGCAGCUGCUGGCCAAGGCGGAGCGCGUGGGCUCGCACUCCGACGCGGCUCAGGAGCGCGCAGUGAGCCGCGCCGCCCAGAUGCAGCGGCUGGAGGCCAACCACGGGCUGCUGGUGGCGCGCGGGAAGCUCCACGUCUUGCUCUUCAAGGAGGAGGCCGAAAUCCCAGGCAGCGCCUUCCAGAAGGAGCCAGAGCCCUUGGGCCUGGAGGACCUGUCUGAGCUGGGCCCAGAGCUGCCGGAGGCCGAAAUUGAGGAGAGCUCAGAGGAGGAGCCCGUGGAGUCCCGGGCAAGGCGGCUGCGGCGCACAGGGUUGCAGAAGGUACAGAGCCUGAGAAAGGCUCUUUCGGGCCGGAAAGGGCCUGCAGCGCCACCACCCACGCCCGUCAAGCCACCUCGCCUUGGGCCUGGGCGGAGCGCUGAAGGCCAGCCUGAAGCUCAGCCUGCCCAGGCGUCCACGCUGGAGCCAGAGCCUCCGCAGGACACCGAGGAAGAUCCCGGGAGACCUGGGGCUGCGGAAGGGGCUUUGCUCCAAACAGAGAAUGCGGCCUGAUGGCGGGUGCCUGCCCCACUGUGCCUGUCUGGUCUCAAAAUAAAUCCUCCUCUAGAAUGCGGCAUUCACGGCCAAAUAAGGAGGGAAUUCUGCGUCCACAGCCCAGCUCAGGCCUUCCCUUCCGGGCUCCUUCAGCCUAGUACCCUGUGUCCUCUAAAACAGAAGCAGCCUCUCACAUUCCUGCUUGCGCUCACCAUUAAUAAA